This is a messenger RNA of Zophobas morio, 929 nucleotides long. Its product is annotated as trypsin-like. The transcript has 7 exons. The coding region runs from base 50 to 826 and encodes 258 amino acids. NCBI's taxonomy places the organism in Eukaryota, Metazoa, Arthropoda, Insecta, Coleoptera, Tenebrionidae. The record is from RefSeq and is a predicted model, not a curated record. Gene Ontology annotation, biological process: proteolysis. Gene Ontology annotation, molecular function: serine-type endopeptidase activity.
GAGGAUUUUAAAAAUCGUAGCAGUUCCAACACGACUUAAAUCCAGUGAAAUGCUCAUCCAACUAACAAUCCUCUUACUUAGUACCACAAGUGCCAUCGGUUCCCCAACCGGUUGGCGAAUCGUUAACGGUACAGACGCCAACAUAGAAGACUUCCCAUUCGUCGCUUCUUUGAGAUUUCUCGAUAGCCACAGCUGCGGUGCCACAAUUUUGAACAAUAACUUCAUUUUAACCGCAGCCCAUUGUGUCUAUAGAUACCCAACUUCGCUUCUGAGCCUGCAAUCUGGGCUGACUACCAUAUCGUCUGGCUUCAACGCCCCAAAUGUGGCAAGAGUGUCCAAAAUCAUGGUCCACGAAAACUAUACCGGUGGAGGUGGUUAUUAUUACGACGUCGCAGUUGUGAAGCUUGACACAAAAUUGACGUACGGACCCACCGUUCAACCAGUGGUUCUGGCACCUGCAGGAAACGCGACUCCUGAAAAUGCCCCAGCUACUCUUAUAGGGUGGGGGCUUGAUAAGUCCGGGGGAAGCAUUCAAACUCAUUUACAACAAGUCAACAUCGUUGUCUACAGUGAUGACGAAUGUGAGAAAAUUCACGCACAAACAGGUCCAACAAAUCGGAAGUUUAAUAUUUGUGCUGGAGUUCCUGAGGGUGGUAAAGGACAAUGCAAUGGAGACUCGGGUGGUCCCUUGUUGGUUAACGGCGUACAAGUCGGUGGUGUGUCUUGGUCCAUCAAACCUUGUACCGUCAAAGGAUAUCCUGGGGUGUUUAGCAAAACUGCGACUUAUGUAGACUGGAUUUAUAAACAAGUAGCCGACAACAGCUAAGCAAAAUGAAUUAUUUUAUUUUAAGUUAUUCGCUUACAUGUUUCGAUACUAUCAAGUAUCAUCAUCAGAGCUUAAAUAAUAAAAGUAACAAUAUAGAAACUUA